This is a messenger RNA of Glycine soja, 2179 nucleotides long. RefSeq names its product histone deacetylase 15-like. The coding region runs from base 240 to 1916 and encodes 558 amino acids. Gene Ontology annotation, biological process: chromatin organization. The transcript has 18 exons. NCBI's taxonomy places the organism in Eukaryota, Viridiplantae, Streptophyta, Magnoliopsida, Fabales, Fabaceae. The record is from RefSeq and is a predicted model, not a curated record. Gene Ontology annotation, cellular component: histone deacetylase complex. Gene Ontology annotation, molecular function: histone deacetylase activity.
CUUAGCUACCUCUCUCUCUCUCUCUCUCUCCGUUUCUAUGUGCUCUCAUUCCCCUCGUUUUCCUUCAUUUUUAUUUUUUACCUCUCUCAGAUCUCACUAUCAACCCUACCCUUUUCACUAAACCCUCUUCUUCUUCUUCUUCUUCUUCUUCUUCACUUAUCCCUCUUUCAAUUCCUAGUUUGUUCCAACCGCUUCCUUCCCAAAGCUGCUUGCUAGGUUUUCGAAUAAACUUAAUAAUAAUGGGUAGUGGAGCUCUCGAAACGAAUGAGGAAGCUGAGAACAGUCUUCAUAAGCAAGCUUCUCAAGUUUCUGAUGCCAAUGAUGCAGUUGCUGACCCUGAUGUUCCUGCGAAGAGGGCCAGGCUGCAGAAGGAGCAGAAGGAUUUGACGUUUCAGGAUAUAUAUCAAAAUGACGGCAUGUUUGACGACUAUGACGACGAAGACAGUGAUUGGGAGCCGUUUCAGUUACACAACAAGUGUGUGGAAUUUGAAAUCAAAAAGUGGUUCUGCAGAAAUUGUACUAUGGUUAACCUCGAUCACGACGACUGUUGCUACAUAUGUGGGGAGCAUAAGGAUUCUAAAAUCCUUAGCCUUGGGUUUUUUGCAUCUCCUUUAGCCCAAGAUGAGGAUCUGACUGAAGUCCAGGGGAUCGUUAAAGGACUGAAAGAUGUUGGUUCACAGGAAUCAGUGGCAAAUAGUUCUACUGCUAUCGGCUUUGACGAGAGAAUGUUGUUACAUGCAGAAGUUGAAAAGAAAUCAACUCUGCAUCCUGAGAGGCCAGAUCGUCUUCAAGCCAUUGCCGCUAGUCUUGCUAGAGCUGGCAUAUUUCCUGGAAAAUGCUAUUCAAUUCCUGCUAGAGAAAUCACACCAGAAGAACUUAUUACGGUUCAUUCGUUGGAGCAUAUUGAAUCUGUGGAAGUUACAAGUGAAUCACUUUCUAGUUAUUUCACGUCUGAUACAUAUGCCAAUGAGCAUUCAGCACUUGCUGCUAGGUUGGCAGCUGGGUUAUGUGCUGAUCUAGCAUCAGCAAUUGUUUCUGGGCGAGCCAAAAAUGGAUUUGCUUUGGUUAGGCCUCCUGGUCAUCAUGCUGGUGUAAGACAGGCAAUGGGGUUCUGCCUUCACAAUAAUGCUGCCGUGGCUGCAUUGGCAGCUCAGGCUGCAGGGGCUAGGAAGGUGCUAAUUUUGGAUUGGGAUGUUCAUCAUGGAAAUGGGACACAAGAAAUAUUUGAACAAAACAAAUCUGUCUUGUAUAUAUCAUUGCAUAGACAUGAGGGAGGAAAGUUUUAUCCUGGUACUGGAGCUGCCGAAGAGGUUGGUAGUAUGGGUGCAGAAGGAUUCUGUGUGAAUAUUCCAUGGAGUCAAGGAGGAGUUGGUGACAAUGACUAUAUUUUUGCAUUUCAGCAUGUUGUCCUUCCUAUAGCUGCUGAGUUUAAUCCAGAUCUUACCAUAGUAUCUGCUGGAUUUGAUGCUGCAAGAGGUGAUCCCCUAGGAUGUUGUGAUAUUACUCCCUCUGGAUAUGCACAUAUGACAAAUAUGUUGAAUGCCCUUUCUGGUGGAAAAUUGCUUGUUAUUCUUGAGGGGGGCUAUAAUCUUCGUUCUAUAUCGUCUUCUGCAACUGCAGUAAUCAAGGUAUUAUUGGGUGAGAGUCCUGGAUGUGAACUGGAAAAUAGCUUCCCUUCCAAAGCUGGCCUGCAAACUGUUCUGGAAGUGCUCAAAAUUCAGAUGAACUUUUGGCCUGCCUUGGGUCCCAUUUUUGUGAAUUUGGAGUCACAAUGGAGGAUGUACUGUUUUGAAAGAAAAAGGAAACAGAUUAAGAAACGACGCCGAGUUCUGGUUCCAAUGUGGAGGUGGGGACGAAAAAGUUUGUUAUUCCAUUUUCUGAACGGCCACCAUAAUGUAAAAUCAAAGUUAUGUUGAGCUGAUGAAUUUUGUAAGCACAGGAAAUACGUAGUAGUUAUCAGCAUGUUGUAUAUUCCAUCUUCAGGACAAUAUGAUUUUUGUUUGAUCGUGCAAAUGAUAGAUUUGUGCGGAAGGGUGAGACAACUCGGGGAAAGAAGGGGAGGGUGGCAAGUGUAAAGGAUAAAAAUGAUUUCCCAGUUCCUUGUUUGAACAUCGAAUUUUGAUAGUUACCAAAUGGGAAAUAUGAGAAAUUAAAGCACUUUCUGCUCCAACUAAAAAAA